ACGCCCGCGCACAGUGCUCCGAGCCGGCCGGCCGGUCGCCGACAGCACAGCUCACGCCAGCCAGUGCCGCGUGCCCCGUAGCGUCUUCAUGUCGCCGGUGCAGCGCCUCGACUGCUGACCGCCGCCCGCCUUCAGACACCCGCCCGGCCCGCCGCGCGCUUCCUUCCUCCUACAGUCAUCGACAUAAACACAAGGUGGGUGUCCAGCGGCUUGUGGACGGAACUUCUGCUGCCGAGCAAGGAUCACCGCUAUCGUAUCGCGAAAAGCUGGCAGAUAGCUCUCGGCUGCAUCAGCCAAGAUGCUGCAGCAGAUCCUGAAGGAGAUGUGGGUGGACCCCGAGCUGCUGGCGGAGCUGGACGACAACCAGAAGCAGACGCUGUUCUGCCGCAUGCGCGAGGAGCAGGUGCGCCGCUGGAAGCUGUGGGACAGCCAGGCGGCCGUGCCCGAGCGCCCGCCCAGGCCGGCAGAACCAAACAAGAAGAAGGUUGAUUUUCUGCUGGGAGCAGAUGGGGAGCCCUGGGUGUGGGUUAUGGGGGAACAUCCAGAUGACCCAUCGAUAGAAGAGAUCCUUGAGCGUGAAGCAAGGGAAAAGGCAAGGCAACAAGCUGAAAAAGAAGCUGAACAGCUCAGAAAGUCAAUGGAAGCAGAAUUGACUGAGCUACUGGACUUAAACCAGAAACAGAUACAGGCUAUGGAGGCCCUUCAGCGCAAAGAGGCAGAUCCAAUGGAUAUAUACUGCUCAGUAGAUGAAAUUAGAGACAGAAUAAAACAGCAGUUUCCUAAUAAUAAUACGAAGAAUAACAUUAACAGCACUAUAGAGAUCAGCUUUGCUGAUAAACGUGAUGCUUUGCAAGAAAUCUCUCUCAAUACUCCAAAGAAGGUAUCUCAACGUGUUGCACUCUGGGAGAAACGUGUGAUGGAAGAAAGGACAUCUGAAAUAUUCAGACGGAUUCAACGUAAACAAAAAGAAGUUGCUAAAGAAGCUGAGGAGGAAGAGCAUAAGAAAGAACAGCUAUGGAGGGAGCAAGAACGUAAAGCAAAAGAAGCUGAAAUGCAGAUACGUGAAAUAGCACGGCGUGCUCGAGAAGAACAUCGCAGAACUUCAGUACUGGAUAUGGAUGUUGAUAUUCAGGCCAAUUCAACCAAAAAUACACUCCCUGUAGAAACUAGCAGCAGUCAAAACAGCCAGUCAGCUGUCAACACAACUAAUAGCACAACAACUGCAAAGCCAGAAAGUAAAGAAGCUGUGGUGGAAUGGUUCCGCUCUAGUGAAAUAGCACGAAGAGCAGGCUUAGAGCCUACAUCUAAUCAAAUAUCUCCUUGGUUCCAUGGACUCAUAACACGCCAAGAAGCUGAGGCACUUUUGCAGGACCAAUCAGUGGGGACAUUCUUAGUAAGAGUGUCUGAACGUAUAUGGGGCUAUGCUAUCAGUUAUAAGGAUACAGAUCGAUGCAAGCAUUAUCUGGUUGAUGCUUCCAAUGGUCAUUAUCAGUUUCUAGGAGCUAAUCAGCUCAGUCACAACACACUGCGUGAUAUGAUACAGUACCAUGCAGAAAAUCCUAUCACUAUGAUGGGAGGUGAGAGAUUACUAUCUCCUUGCCCACGAAAUGAGGUACCUAGUAUUUUCAAAGGACUGCUUCAAAACAGUUGGUGAUUUUCCUCAGAAAUAUAAGUGGAAAUGCCGAAGCCAGAAGUAAUUGCUUAUCAUUAGCAAUAGCUAAGACUGAACAUUUACCCACAGUUGAUUCAUUUCUAGUUCUGAACUAGAAAAAUUAGAGGUAGUGAAGCAGUGAUGUGUUUUUUUCAGUGUAAGCACAGGAAAAAAGUUUGGCUAAUAUGCAAAACAAACUUCCUUGUGUAGUUCCAGAGAAUGUAAUCUGUUCAUAUAAGACCUGUACAGUGGAUAGUGAUUGACUCUUGGUAUUUAUAAACAAAGAGAUUGUGUGUGUUAAAUGUUUGUGUUGUAAUGUGCUGUCAUUCUGUAGUAUGAAAUAUUUCAACAUCCACUCUCACUUCUUUUCCAUUAACACUGUUGUAUUCCUGUGUGGUUGACACAGAGGAAGGUGACAGUAUCACAGUGCCAUGACUCAUUUACUUGCUAUUAAUGUAAAUGGAGGUAGUCCAGGUUAUGCAGAGGGCACUGUCUUGUGCUGUAAGGUUGUACAGUUUGUAAUGUACAUUUAUCAGAAGGAAAAUAAUUAUGUUUCCUCAUAGAACUAUCAGAUGUAUUAAGCAGUGAGAUAGCAGUGUAUUAUGUCAGUUUUUCAAUAAUAUAAUUAGUGUGGUUGCUUUCAGACCUACAUUAAAAAAGAAGUAAAUAAAUUUUAUAUUGGUGCUCAUUGCUGCUAUAAACUUACUCUUCAUUGUUACUAAUACACGAUUUUAGUGCUUUACUCUAUAAAAAUUAGUUUUAUAAUUCCAAUUUCUUCUAAGAAAAUAAUACCCAGAAUUAUGACUGAUGUACACUGAUUUAUGUGUAUUCAUUUUCUGAUUAUGAUACUGUGUCAGUUUUGCAAAGGGGUUUAAGAUUAUCCCUAGACUAAUUGCAGUGAUUUCUAUUCAUAUCAUAAUCUGAACAGCUAUUUUUGAGAGCUCAUAGUAUAUGUCACCUGUCUGUCAUGAAUCAAAACAGCAGUUCCUUAUACUAAGGACAGCAGACACUAUUUGGCUAAUUUUGGAUGUGGGACUCAUACAACAGAUGAAAACAAAACUAUAUGAUUUACAGUUUAUUGGAAAACACACGUCAAAACAGCAAACAGUAACUAUAUACACAGUUUUAAAAAAUAUUUUAUACAAAUAUAAGGUGACUAUCUGUUGUAAAAAAUAUAAUUUUCCCAACUUGGGUUCCAUAUGUAUCAAGAACAAAUUUCUUAUGAUUGCACUCCAUCGCUCAUUACAAAAGAGACCAACGGAAUUUCAUCUUUUCAUACAUGAUCUCUCUAUGUUUCUUUUAAAUCUGGUGCUUCUCCUUGAAAGUAUUAUAAAAAACAUCUGUCUCAAAAACAGAUACAAAUGCAGAAUAAUAAAACAAAAAGUAUUUGAAGAACAAGAUUUACACUGGAUGACAAUGUAAUUCCAGAGAGAAAUUGUAAACAUAAUAAAUUCAGACAUCAAAAUAAACUUUUUUUUAAAAAUUUUUAAUAAAUGUUCAUUAUUCUGAUUUACACUUUCUGCAGCAUUACGCAAACAGUCACUGCAAUUUAAGCAGUAGCUUAAGUCAAGAUAGGUACCACACACAAACAAAAUUAAUGUAUAAAUGAUUUUUCAAUCAGAACAUUAAUUCAUCAAAUUAGUGAUCAUUUAUCUGGCAAGAAGAUACUGAAAGGAGGUCUAUGAAAGCAUAAUAUUGACAUUCUAUGUUCAUGGAUAUGUAAUUGUGAACUGAAAUUUGUUAAGACUUUGUUGUGAUAUUUCAAUAACAGAUCUGUACUUGGAAAUGUUUAGUUCACAAGGCAUAGACUGCCCUCUUGCUUCUGAUUAUUUCCACAAUUAGUUUCAUGUGAUAUGGAAAUAUAAUGAUGAUUGUCUAGUACAAAUAUACUGUGUAUGUCAA
Messenger RNA from Schistocerca cancellata (South American locust), 3553 nucleotides. RefSeq names its product SH2 domain-containing protein 4B-like. The record is from RefSeq and is a predicted model, not a curated record. Gene Ontology annotation, cellular component: cytoplasm. The transcript has 10 exons. The coding region runs from base 299 to 1654 and encodes 451 amino acids. NCBI's taxonomy places the organism in Eukaryota, Metazoa, Arthropoda, Insecta, Orthoptera, Acrididae.